GCAAAGCCCUCCAGCGAGCUUCCCUCUGCAGAGCAUUUGUACUUUUUGUGGGUGUCACUAGGCUACUGGCACUUGCUGAAGUUCAUGCGGGAGCAGGACGUGAUCACUGACUUCACCUGGCAUGGCAUCCAGAGAUUGAACCAGGCGGCCCUUGAGUUCGUUUUCGUCGUGGGCUUGUCAGCAUACGUGUCCGAGACCUUUCUGCUGCACGUUCUGAAAGAUGGUCGGGUGGCUCGCAUCCAGGAGAAGCUACAGACUGCUCUGUUUGACGAGUUUGAUUUCUUGGGUUACUUGCCAACACCCGUCUGGGAGUUGUUGGCUAGAGGUGCGAACAUGCCAGCAAAUGAUCUUCGCAACAAGGUCGUCGCCGGCGGUUUGAUUUCUUGGGCAUUUCUGGAAUCCAAGGUUUUGGUCGUGGCUGCAAGUUUGCCCUGGCGACUGUGCAAGGGUGAUAUUGCAGCAAACAUCAGCGAUUUGCUGCAGGCAGCCGAACCUCCUGAAGACACGGUUGCAUCCAAGAUAUUUCACUUGGGGUCUGCGGGCUUCAAUCGCCUGCGUUUGCAACGGGCCGUCGGUUUGUUGGGCUCGUGCUCGUGGACCUCGGCGCUGACGGAGCGACAGCAUGCAUCGACCAGCCUUGUGAAGAAGUAUCACCCAGACAUCGGAAGCAAGCUCCUUACUGCCAGGGCGUAUCUUCACACAUUCCUGCAGUUGCUUCCGGGACAGACUGCCGCGGACAAACGCAAGGUACAGCUCAAGCAGAGAUUGGAGCGGUUCUUUCACUACAAUCCAAACCGCAUAACUGGACGGCAGCUCUACCUGGCUCAGAUCAUGCACAAGGCCACUAUUCGUGAAGAGCAAAGGAAUCAGAAGUUUAAGCGACGAAAAAUCAUGCAACUGCACGGGGCCCAAUGGAAGCAGCUGUCUUCGGAAACGCAGCAAAACUACGAGCGCAGAGCUCGUGUCGAGCGCAGCGCUGCGCUCCAGCGCCGGCAGGGGGAGAUGGAAGCUGUGCAGACUGAGCUUCUGGAAGUGGCUCGCGAGGCCAAGUCAGCAACCGCAGACACAGGCUCCAUGUUGCUCAGCGCAUGCCGUUUGGAUCACACUGAUCUGCGGAGACUGCAAGAUCUUGCCGGGCACUCUCAGCGGGACAUCGCUCCCUCCAAGGCCAAAGCUCAGGAUGCAGCAGCGUGCCCUUUGCCAGUCUCUGCGGCCGAGAUGGAAGAACUUCGCAGAAACUCUGAGAUAGACGGCGCCCUGCAGGAGGACUUCCCGGAAAUGUUCCGUGUUCUUUGUCGCUUGCGAGAUCACUUCAGCACCGCGGUUUUUCAGGUGUCCAACGAAGGUGGCAUGGAGUUCUAUCGGUUUUUGUUCGCGAUGCAGAGCCCUUACAAGGCAUUCUUCUUGCAGCUUCAGCUGCAGGAACUCGUGGAUCGUGGCAUUUCGUGCAGCACAGCAUCUGUUGAUGAGCAAUGGUUUCAGGAUGUUCCCUGGUGCUGGACUUUCGUGCCCGGAAACUUUGCGACUGCAAAUAUUUUCAGGCAUGCCUCUAUGGACUCCGUCGGUGUGAUCAUGCACACGAUGUUCGCUGGCCGCAGCAUUGUGCAGUCCCGCGACGUCCUUCAGCCACUAGAACCUAUCGUGAAGGCACUCUUGCUCGACCUACCCCCUCGUGCUACCAGCAGUGCUGCAGUGUCGCCAACUGGAACCAAAAGGGCUGCAGAGCCGGAAGUCCUGCGCAAGCAUCCCUGGUUGGCGUCUGUGUUGAGCUCAAGCUCGACGGCAUCGGCGGCUUCAGGUGCUUCCGGAUGCAGCAACAUCGGCACUCAGCCUCCAGAAGACAAUGAUGACGACGAGAAGUACACUGCUGUUUUCGAAAAGCUAGAAGCACAAAGACAGGGAGUACUGGAGGAUGACGUUACAGACGAAGACCUCUUCCGCACUUCCGUUCUCGGUGGACAAUGGCAAAUGCAGCGGGUUGGACGUGAGGUGUACGGCGUUCGCGUCGACGUCCGCAAGGACACGUUUGUUUGGGAGCUCUGCAACACGUUCAACCUCUUCAAGUCGGCUUCGUUUGAGAACAACAUCUACAGUGAAGCCGGCGGCAGCGCCCUGUCGAGGCUUUGGAAAGAUCGUAUGAAGUUUCUUGCACGCGUCUGGGAUGCAGCCGGCAGGCCUGCGAACAAGUUUCCUUCAGAGGAGCUGCAGUCGUACGAACCUCCUGAGGAGCUGAAAGCCUCAUUAGCUGCUAUGCAGGGGAGGUCUUUGAAAAGAGCGACUGCCAUCAAAGCUCUGCAGCCGUCCACAGCGAAACAAGCCGUGGCCUCUCUUGCGGCUGCCAUGUUGCAGACGCCCGAAAAGCCUAAGUCAGCUCUCGACAGCUCGUGGAACGAGCUGUCGGGCAAGAAGCCUGCGAGAAACAAGAGAAAACCCGGUGUCGAUGAGCAAGUGCGGAAGAGCCUCAGCGACAACUUCAAAUCACUGGGGCCCAAAGAAACCGAUGGCAUCGUAAAGGACGGCCUUACCUUGCGGGCACGCCUUCGUCUCGACAAAGAGCGUGCGCAGAAAGACCCGAAAGCAGUGCAGUUUGGUCGGAAGUACUACGACUCUCUGAGGGAGUUGUACACAGACGCUGACAAAGCGGAGAAGUGUCUGAAACCGGACAGCACGCUCACUGCCAGGCCUGAGCUUCUGGAAGCGGCGACGGCGGCUAUGAAGCAUCCGCCGAACCGCUCGCUCAUGCUGUGCUUUCUACAGACGGCUAAGGAUCUCAAUCAAACCGAGGUGGUUGGCAUAUUCCGGUGGUUCAUGAAGUUGCACCCGGCAUCAAGUGCGGAUCAGUUGGAGGCUUGUAAGAGCGUGCUGGAGCUAGUGGCGCGCUUGAAGCUCACCAGCAAGUUCGCAAAGGAGUGCAAGCUAGUGCAGGAGAAGUUCGACGAAGUCCUUCUUCAGGUUUUUCUGCGCGGCAGUCGUGUAGGUCUGGGUCCUGAAGCAUUCUUCAGCGCGCACGAGAAUCUCUGGCCUCUUGUCUUACCGACAGCGGCCGUUCAGAAGAUCCGUGCUUGCCCCGAGGGCACAUCUUGGUCCACAGUGUCGAAGGAGCUCAACCUCAUCAUCUCCUCCUCCUUGCUGGGGGAAAGGCUUCUUGGCUUUGCAGGGAAGCUGGUGGCCCAGGAGCAGAUCACCGAAGUGAUCCAACGCCAUGCGGAGCAGCUGUUGACAAUGGACAAGAUUGAUGAGCAUGUGCUGGCUACUGCGAAGGUAGCCGCCAUGAAAGACAUCAUGGAAGUGCCAACCGCAAAGCUUUCCCUGGAGCAAAAGCGGCAGGUGAGCUUUGAGUAUCGUGGUUGGAAAGUGGUCACAGAGGCCGGCAGCACAGCGCAGCAACUCGACCACGCAAUGCAGGCUGCGCUGCGUGGCUACGCUUCGGCUACAGGGGAGCUUCCGCUGCUGCCUGCAGAAAGAUUCCUGUGCCCAAGUUCCAAGAAGGUGCGGCAGUCCAAGAUUCAGGGAAGCCUGCUGGGGCCGGCCAUCCAAGCGAGAAAGAUGGUGAACACCUUGCUCGGCACGGAAUGUGUCGGCGAAAGCUUGAAGGAGGCCCUGAAGACCCACGAGGACAAGCUCUUGGGCUUUGACAAGUACUUUUUCAUCGACAUGGCGUUCUUGAGCCACGUUUCCAGUGAAGAGGCCCAGAAGCGUCUCGAGAGCAUGUUGUUGGACGAGUGCAUGCCUUUGGAGACGGCUUUGCACAACAUCGGCAAGGCCAUCCGCUGCAGCAAGCAAGUCAUGGAAUCAGAGCUGUUCAACUUCGCAUGUGCCGGAGCUCAGGGUUCCAUCAAGGCCGCAGACCAAAUGCUGCACCUCAUCGAGCAAGGCAUGCCCGUGUCGGCAAGCCCUGGCCAAACAACCUUUCUCCAGGAUGUUUGCCGUCGAACCCAGUUUUUCGUGGUGUACUGCGGCGGCGAUACGCCGCAGUUCGACGAGGAUGGCCUUUUCGUCAAACCUCAGCACGGCAAGUUCCUGUCCGGCAAGAGUGCUUUGAUGGAGAUGUGGAACGUUGUUUCCAAGAAAAGCCCCGAUGAUAUGAGCCUGCCUGAGCUUGAGCCGUUCAUCACCUUUGGUUCUCUGUUGGAGGAGUCCCAAAGCAAGCAAGCCCGUGAAUGGGCUGAGCUUCUUGUGACUAAGGUGCCGCGAGCCUCCAAGAAACGCAAAGGUCUCAGCGAAAAGGCCACUGCUAAAAGCAAGGCUGCUGCUAAGAGGCCUGAUGCGGAGCAAGCGGCUCAGAGUUUGCUUGCAGCCUAA
Molecule: messenger RNA, 4302 nt
Organism: Symbiodinium necroappetens
Lineage: Eukaryota; Dinophyceae; Suessiales; Symbiodiniaceae
Source: the annotation of a GenBank genome assembly